AUGUACAAUACGGUGUGGAGUAUGGACCGCGAUGACGCAGACUGGAGGGAGGUGAUGAUGCCCUAUUCGACAGAACUGAUAUUUUAUAUUGAAAUGGAUCCUCCAGCUCUUCCACCAAAGCCACCUAAGCCAAUGACUUCAGCCAUUACAAAUGGAAUAAAGGACAGUUCUGUUUCUCUUCAGGAUGCAGAAUGGUACUGGGGGGAUAUUUCAAGGGAGGAGGUAAAUGACAAAUUACGGGACAUGCCAGAUGGUACCUUCUUGGUCAGAGAUGCCUCAACCAAAAUGCAGGGAGAUUACACUUUGACCUUGCGGAAGGGAGGCAAUAAUAAGCUAAUAAAGAUCUAUCAUCGAGAUGGUAAAUAUGGCUUUUCUGAUCCUCUGACAUUUAAUUCUGUGGUGGAGCUCAUUAGCCACUAUCAUCAUGAAUCUCUUGCCCAGUACAAUCCCAAACUUGAUGUGAAACUGAUGUACCCAGUGUCCAGAUACCAACAGGAUCAGUUGGUAAAAGAAGAUAAUAUUGAUGCCGUCGGUAAAAAACUGCAGGAGUAUCACUCUCAGUAUCAGGAAAAGAGUAAAGAAUAUGACAGACUAUAUGAAGAAUACACCAGAACAUCCCAGGAAAUACAGAUGAAGAGGACCGCAAUUGAAGCUUUUAAUGAAACAAUUAAAAUAUUUGAAGAGCAGUGUCAUACACAAGAACAACAUAGCAAAGAAUAUAUUGAGCGAUUUCGAAAAGAAGGGAAUGAAAAGGAAAUUGAACGAAUUAUGAUGAAUUAUGACAAGUUGAAAUCACGUCUGGGUGAGAUUCAUGAUAGCAAAAUGCGUCUCGAACAGGAUUUGAAGAAACAAGCUUUGGAUAACCGAGAAAUAGAUAAAAAAAUGAAUAGUAUCAAACCUGACCUGAUCCAGCUGCGCAAGAUCCGAGAUCAGCACCUUGUGUGGCUCAAUCACAAAGGAGUGAGACAGAAGCGCCUAAAUGCCUGGCUGGGAAUCAAGAAUGAGGAUGCUGAUGAGACCUAUUUUAUCAAUGAGGAAGAUGAAAACCUGCCCCAUUAUGAUGAGAAAACCUGGUUUGUUGAGGAUAUCAACCGAGUACAAGCUGAGGACUUGCUUUAUGGGAAACCUGACGGUGCAUUCUUAAUCCGUGAGAGUAGCAAGAAAGGAUGUUAUGCUUGCUCUGUGGUCGCCGAUGGAGAGGUGAAGCACUGUGUGAUCUACAGCACUGCUCGGGGCUACGGCUUCGCAGAGCCCUACAACCUGUACAGCUCCCUGAAGGAGCUGGUGCUGCACUACCAGCAGACGUCCCUGGUGCAGCACAACGACUCUCUCAACGUCAGGCUCGCCUACCCUGUCCACGCACAGAUGCCCUCGCUCUGCAGAUAA
Rangifer tarandus platyrhynchus (Svalbard reindeer) is the source of this 1386-nucleotide messenger RNA. NCBI's taxonomy places the organism in Eukaryota, Metazoa, Chordata, Mammalia, Artiodactyla, Cervidae. The record is from the annotation of a GenBank genome assembly.